Molecule: messenger RNA, 2044 nt
Organism: Carassius gibelio (silver crucian carp)
Lineage: Eukaryota; Metazoa; Chordata; Actinopteri; Cypriniformes; Cyprinidae
Product: ubiquitin-conjugating enzyme E2 variant 2-like
Exons: 4
Coding region: 79-516 (145 amino acids)
Biological process (GO): DNA damage tolerance; protein K63-linked ubiquitination
Cellular component (GO): nucleus
Source: RefSeq, a predicted model, not a curated record
CUCGCUUCAUGACCGACAUUAGUCACGUGACUCGUCAACGUCACGCCUUCGUACGCUUUUGGAUUCGGGCAGAAGACGAUGGCGGCCUCCUCAGGAGUUAAAGUCCCUCGUAAUUUUCGUUUGUUGGAAGAGCUGGAGGAAGGACAGAAGGGUGUCGGUGAUGGGACGGUGAGCUGGGGUCUGGAGGAUGACGAGGAUAUGACUCUCACACGGUGGACGGGCAUGAUCAUCGGACCUGCACGAACUAAUUACGAAAACAGAAUAUACAGCCUGAAAGUGGAGUGCGGACCCAAAUAUCCCGAAGUACCACCGAAUGUUAGAUUUGUAACAAAAAUUAGCAUGAACGGAAUAAAUAAUUCCAAUGGGAUGGUGGAUGCACGUAGCAUACCAAUUCUAGCAAAAUGGCAAAACUCAUAUAGCAUUAAAGUCGUUCUUCAAGAGCUAAGGCGUCUUAUGAUGUCCAAAGAGAAUAUGAAGCUUCCUCAACCACCGGAGGGACAGACAUACAGCAAUUAAUUGUAAAUGAUUGUUACGACCCUCUGUCUUAAACCUUACACUCUUAGAAAUGUCUUGUAAAUCAUCAGAAAAAGAAAACAAAUAUUGCUCACUCCACACUCGAUUGGACAUUUCUAAUAGUUCAGCUUGAGAAACAAAGGAAGGAAACGCUUAUAUUAUGUGGCACCAUGUUCAAUUCUGUUUUAAAGUUACGAGUGCACAAAUCUCUCUCUUCCAGUAACAUUUGCAUCGACCACGAGCUUUAUGAUGAUGAACUGAAUCCAGUCAGCAUAGACGCAAGAAAGAAGGCAUGCUAGGUGAGGUUUAUAUACAGAUCUGUUCAUUUUAAGUUAAAGUAACGGGACACCAAAAAAAUACAGAUAAAAUUAGGAUGCAUAAACAGCAUGCUUUAAAAAAAAAAUUGUAAGUUAAUUGAACCUUUUUUGUGUGUGUGUGUGUCUGAACCCCUCACUUAAGGUUCCUAAAAGUGUGCCUGUAGUCUAGUAGUGUCGCAAAAGGGGUGGGUGCGUUUCUGAACUUUCUCUUCCGUUUCGUUUUUAUUUUUAACGUCUGUAUUUGACACGAUCGCAGUGUUGUACACGGAUGCUCUGUUCUGUUCUGAAAUCAAACCGCGUGCAAGGAUCUGUCGGGUGCAUUAAAAUAUGACUCUCCAACCUGCUGUCAGACUCUGUUCGUAUAAGAGUCCAUCAAACGCCGCAGAAAUACGCUGAGAUGUUACUGUACGAAUAAAACAGCAAACCCUUGCCAUUCAGAGAGUGUCCGACUCACUGUUUUGCAUCGUUUGAAUGACACCGCCUUAUUUUUACAGUGAUAGAUUAAUUUUAUACAUCGAUCCUACCUGUAAACGCUCACAUUGAUCUCAUAUCACUGCAGUGUAACUGAACAUAAGUGUGCGUUGUGAACUGUGACAUUUAAAUCGCUCAUUACAUAAGUUUUUCGGAUGCGUUUGAACAUUUCCCACACUGUUGUACUGUGAAAGUGAGUUUGAGGUGGUGUGUUCAGUAGGAAUCACUGAUUGUGUCAAUGGUAAGGAUUUGCUGUACACUUGCCCUUUGCUUAACCACAGUGCUUUAUGCGACGGCAUGCUGUUAUGUAGCUUUCAUUACGCCACUGACUAGUACUUCAGUAAUUAUUACAUUAGAACCACUGUUAUAAUCCUUAGGUACUCUAACGAAGUUAAUCAUUGAAUUAAAUUGUAAUUCCAGUGAAUGGUGGGGGUUUGUUGUGCUGUUCUUCAUUUAUGCUUUCGGUUGGCUAUGACCUUUUUAUUGAAGUCUUCAUUAGCGAAAACUAAUAGGCAGUUAUUGUGCAAAUUAAUAUAUGUAGUGGCAGUUUUCUUAUGGUCUUGACAUUUUCAAAGCCACAGAUGAAUCACCCUGUAAUGCAUCUAAGAAACUUUUUUUUUUUUCUUUCUCUGCUCCCUGUUCAUUUUUUUCUUUCUUUUUUUUUUAAAGACAUGUAAUCAAGUUAAGUUGAAUUUGUGACACCGGGGCUAUGUUCAGAAUAAUAAAACAAACUGUGGAACACA